Messenger RNA from Fusarium sp. VM40, 690 nucleotides. Lineage: Eukaryota; Fungi; Ascomycota; Sordariomycetes; Hypocreales; Nectriaceae. The record is from the annotation of a GenBank genome assembly.
AUGCCUACCGCCAAACCCAAGUUGGGGAAGCUUACCACUCCCGUCACCGCUACCUUUCCCUCCGAGAUCACGUCGGCAACUCCAAUCUCGGCUGUUUCGUUCACGUUCAAGCCUGAUCCGGACUUUCUCAAGACGCCUAUCAGCCCGCCUAUGGCAUAUACCGACUUUCUCACCAAGGCCAUGGCCCUCAACUCUCCCGCCACGAGCUCUGGCCUGACAACUCCGGAUUCGCUCCCAGACACAGCAACCAGCGAGGAAACCGAUGCUUCCUGCAAGCGUGAGGGCACACCUCCGUCUUCAGCUUCAAGCAUAACCUCCAAGGCUUCAGCUCGCCCAACCCCUCCAGCAACGGCUCCUAUGAUGCCUCCAAGCCCCUUCGUCUGCCCUACGCCCAUGUCUGCUCCUCCUACCGGCCCUGCCUGUUUCCCUAGCCUCAAGGUACCCCCGAGUCCCAGUGUGUCCAACAUGGACUCGCCAAUGAGUGCAAGUACUGUUCGAUCACCUUUCAGCGCCAGACCAGUCCAUUCAGUGUUUGACUGGGAUGCUGCUCUCAAAGCACGCUUGAUGGAAAAGAAGCAAAAGACCUCACGGACUAGUGUGCGACAUAUCAGAGAGGUGGUGACAAGGACCGUCACAUAUACACCCAGGAUGGCACCUGCGCCCAAGGGAAAGAGACGCAAGGUUGAGUAG